AUGUCGACCACUCAGGCAGAAAAGAGCCCUGCCUCCCACGUGGAGAUUUUCCACAACGAAGACAAGAGCGCUGAGAUUGGAGUCGAUGAGAAAGCCCGAGAUGAGCUCCCUUUGGAGUCCUUUACGGCGAAAGAGGAGAGCAACCUGGUGCUCAGACAAGACCUGAUCAUUUUGCCACUUCUGGCUUUGGCCCUCUUCUUUGGAUACCUGGAUCGCGGGAACAUUGGGAAUGCGCGGAUCCUCGGCAUGCAAGAGGACCUCGAUCUCACCCCUCAGCAAUACUACAACAUCGUCAUGAUGUUCUUCCUUGGGUAUAUGGUGGUUGAACUGCCUGCUGGCAUGGCGCUGCGUUAUUUCCAGCCACGAUGGGUCUUUGGAGUCGCCGUCAUUGUCUUUGGAGUGUCUGCUGCUUCUGCUUCCGAAGCCAAACACUACGCCACCUUAAUGGGCCUGCGUGUCCUCAUUGGUCUGGCGGAAGCAUUUGCAAACAACGCCUAUAUCUUUGUUUCACUGUGGUAUAAACCCUCAGAGCUUGCUCUGAGGACAGCGUUGAUCUAUUCGCUUACGCCAGUCGCUGGCGCAUUCAGUGGCAUCAUUUCCUACGGUGUGGGCAAGAACUUGGAGAAUUCAUCAGGCAUUCGGGCGUGGCAAUGGCUCUUCAUCAUCGAAGGCGUCAUCACAGUGGGCAUGGGUUUUAUUAUUAUGGCAUUCCUCCCUGGCCUACCUGAAAGCGUGGCUCAGAAAGGUCACUUUCCCGGGUUUCGUGACCAAAGACAGCGCCAGCUGAUUCUGGCACGAUUAAGAACUUCCCAGAAUACUGAGGGUGCCAAGUUCCGCUGGCAACAGGUGGUCAUAGCCCUCAAGGACCCUAAGAUUUUUCUCGGAGCCGCCAUGAUUGGAUGUCAGGGAGUUGGAAUUGGUGCCUUUGGCGUCUUCCUCCCAACAUUCAUCAACGAAUUUGGAUUUUCGCCUCUGCAAACCCAACUUUAUUCCAUGAUUCCAUACGCAUUUGGACUUGUUGGCCUCCUCACCGGCUCCUGGCUGGCAGACCGUCUAGGACAAAAGGCCAUGAUGAUCUUGGUAUGCCUUUCAACCACCAUUGCAGGCUUCAUUAUACUGCUGUCCACAACAAACAAGGUUGCGCUCGUUGCCGGGGCUUGCUUUGUCACCACGGGCGCGUACCCGGGGCUUGCAAUUGGCGUGGCGUGGUAUCUGUCCUGCCACGGCGGCUACACGAAACGUGCCACGAGUAUCUGGAUAUGUCAGAUCUUCGUACAGUCCUACAGCAUCAUCUCGACCCAGACCUACCGUGAUCCGCCGCGGUUUAUCCUCGGCCAUGGCGUCUCACUUGGCCUGUACAGCUUGGGGGUCAUUUGCACGGCUGUCCUGUACCAGAUCUGCAAGCGGGCCAACGCGGCCAAGACGCGAAGGGCGCAGGGAUAUGAGGCGGAGGGAGUCGAGGAUCCUUUGGCGUCCAGGGACAUCGAGGAGCUUUGCGACUAUCAUCCAAAGUACAUCGUGUGCCUGGUCGCUGGUUUGGGCAUCAUGUUCGAGGGUUAUGACCAGGGUGUCAUGUCUGGAGUCAACAUAAGUCCAUCGUACAUUGACCUGGUCAAAAUCGGCGACGGCGCGACUGGGACAAUCACCAGGCCCACCAAGCAAGGUGGUCUUGUCUCGAUAUACUAUCUCGGUACCCUCCUUGGAGCACUGAUGGGCGGUGCUUUAUCCGACAAGAUCGGGCGGCGCAAAGCUAUCUUCUUUGGCUGUAUCUGGGGUAUCUUUGGUCAGUCGAUGCAAAGCGCUGCUCAGAAUGCAGCCUGGAUGCUCUGUGCCCGAUUGAUCGGUGGUGUUGGGACCGGCUGUAUCAGCGCUGUGAUUCCGGUCUGGGGCUCAGAGCUCGUCGCUCACGACAUGCGGGGAAUGGUGAUGGCCUUCGAGAUGUUCAUCAACUUUGCCGGUAUCUCCACUUCGUACUGGCUCGAGUAUGGCCUGAGUUUUCUCAACCACGGGAACACCGAGGUUCGAUGGAGAUUUCCUCUUGCUUUCGUCGAGAUUUUUCUGGUUGCUCUAAUGCUCAUCAUCCCAUUCAUGCCAGAGAGUCCAAGAUGGGACAUUGCCAACGGCAAGCAAGAGCGCGGGAGGAAAACCUUGGCAAUCUUUCGCGCUCGGGGAGAUAUCAACCAAGCAGAUGUCGUGGCGGAAUUCAAUGAAAUCGUCGCCGCUGCUGAAUACCCGGCUCGGAGCUACUUCCACUUGGUCACUGGAAUCAAGAGUGGCGAUCUUCACCUUGGACGGAGAGCCUUUUUGGCUGCCUGGCUCCAAAUAAUGCAGGCAUGGACUGGUGUCACAAGCGUCGUCGUCUAUGCUCCCACACUCUUCCGAAUUGCUGGCUUCAGUCAACACAAAGCAAACCUCCUCACCGGUUGUGCAAACCUGGUCACCAUGGUAUGCUGCGCUUUUGCGUUCGUGACCAUCGAUCGUUACGGCCGCCGCAAAGUCCUUAUGGCCGGUGGGUUUGGUCAGAGCCUGUCGUUCUUCAUCCUCGGGGCUCUGUCCAAGGUUGGGGAGGACAAACAGAGCCAGUCCAUCGGCGCCGCUGCUGGCUCAUUCGUCUUCAUAUACAACGCGAUCUUUGCGGCAACAUGGCUCAGUGUGCCUUGGGUGUAUCCUUCGGAGAUCUUCCCACUCGCCAUCCGAGCUAAAGGGAACGCGUUUGGCAUAAUUGGUUGGAGCCUGGGAUGUGGCUCUGUAUCUCUCGCGGCGCCCGUGAUGUUCCAGGCAUUAGGCCCGCAGGGUUUCUAUAUCCAUGCGGUCUUCAAUCUGCUGGCCGUGGUUAUGGUAUUCUGUUUCUACCCUGAGACCAGUUGCCGAACAUUGGAAGAGAUCGAUCUACUGUUUGCCAGUAAAACUCCGUUCGUCUGGGAAACGGAAAAGAAAUUCCAAGAGCUGAAACUUCAACACUCGGCCCUCGUCCGUGGAGGACAAGACGUCAAAGUUAUCUCCGAACAUCUUGAAGGAGAGAAAUAUUGA
Messenger RNA from Cladophialophora immunda, 3030 nucleotides. RefSeq lists its product as uncharacterized. Gene Ontology annotation, biological process: transmembrane transport; carbohydrate transport. Gene Ontology annotation, molecular function: carbohydrate:proton symporter activity. The transcript is spliced from 18 exons. Lineage: Eukaryota; Fungi; Ascomycota; Eurotiomycetes; Chaetothyriales; Herpotrichiellaceae. The record is from RefSeq and is a predicted model, not a curated record. Bases 1 to 3030 code for a protein of 1009 amino acids. Gene Ontology annotation, cellular component: membrane.